UGGCCACUCCCCUUUAAAGCCCAUCAUCUUUGCUGUAGCCGCUGCUUUUGUAGUAAUUAACGUUAUGGGGAAGAAAGAGAGCCAAGGGUUCACGGUUUAGUCAGCUUACAAACGUCUUCAUUCGGCAGCUUAAUCAGACCAUUUUUACAUUGUCUCGUGGGGGAACAGCAACGCACGAAACUUAAGAUGAACAGAAUAACAGGAAAGACGAAAGAAGCCACUCUUAUUGAAAUGUCUAACACGCUGGAUUCCCAAACUGAAGAUGGCUGUGCCGUUCUGACGGGCUACCGGAGGAUCUUUCAGGCAGAUAAUGGAAACUUUUCUGCACGAGGAACACAGCUGCCUGGUCACAGAGAGAUUGACAAGUUUGAGCAGAACCGGGACUCUGUGUACUUUAGGGAUGGUGUACGUCGCAUUGAUUUUGUCCUGUCUUACGUUGAUGACAAGGAUGGAGACAAGAAAGCGGAGAGAAGAAGAGAAUUUGAAGCCAACCUGGAGAAAACUGGACUGGAGCUGGAGACCGAAGAUAAAUUGGAAUCCGAUGACCAUAAGACGUAUUAUCUGAAGAUUCAUGCUCCUUGGGAGGUUUUGGCCACUUAUGCUGACGUACUAAAGGUCAAAGUGCCCUUUAAAUUAAGUGACAUUCCCCAACCGCGAGAAGUUCCAUUGGAAUGGUUGACGCGUCCUUUCCGGGUACCGGAGAACAUCAUGAGACCAGAGCCGGACUAUUUCACUGCUCCUUUUGACAAGAGCAAAAUCGACUUCUUCCUUAUUAAUGAUAAGGAGACUUUGUUCCCUUCUUCCACCCGCAACAGAAUAGUGUACUACAUCCUCACCCGCUGCCCUUACUACAAGGAACACCGUAUAGAGAGGGAUAAGACAGGAAUCAAACGACUGCUGAACAAUGGCACCUAUACCUCAGCCUACCCCCUUCAUGAUUGUCGGUAUUGGAAGAAAUCGCAAGACAUGCAGUGUGAGAGCGAGCGAUUUCACCUGUAUAAGAACUGGGCUCGAUUCCUCUGCUUUUACAAGGAGCAGCCGCUCAAUCUGAUCAAGAAAUACUAUGGUGAGAAAAUUGGUAUCUACUUCGCCUGGCUGGGCUUUUACACAGAAAUGCUGUUUUUUGCUGCAGUCAUGGGGUUGAUCUGCUUCGUUUAUGGUUUGCUGAGUUACGAUGACAAUAUCACAAGUAAGGAGAUUUGUGACCCAAACAUUGGUGGGGAGAUUGUCAUGUGUCCACUCUGUGAUAAAAAGUGCAGCUACUGGAAACUCAAUUCAACUUGUCUGUCAUCAUGGCAAUCUCAUCUAUUUGAUAAUGAAGGGACGGUGUUCUUUGCCAUGUUCAUGGGCAUUUGGGUGACCCUUUUCCUGGAGUUCUGGAAGCGGCGACAGGCUCGUCUGGAGUACGAAUGGGACCUUGUUGACUUUGAGGAGGAGCAGCAGCAGCUACAGAUCAGGCCAGAGUUUGAGUUAAAGUGCACACACCGCAGACCCAACCGUAUCACACAGGAAAUGGAGCCUUAUCUUCCUUUUGCCAGCAAGUGUGCUCGAUUCUGCCUGUCCGGAGCAACUGUUCUCUUCUGGACUCUACUGAUAGUGGCCUGUAUAAUGGGAGUGAUCGCUUACAGAUUAGCAGUUUAUGCAGCGUUUGCCAGUGUCAUGAAGGACAGCUCCACCAGUAAGAUCCAGCUGGUUGGCUCCCUCAUCACCCCUCAGCUCGCCACAUCCGUCACCGCUUCCUGCAUCAACUUCGCCAUCAUUCUCGUCCUGAACUUCCUUUAUGAACAUGUGGCCAUUUGGAUCACUGAUAUGGAAAUUCCCAAGACCCAUUUGGAGUAUGAGAACAAGCUGACUACGAAGAUGUUUAUGUUCCAGUUUGUGAACUACUACUCUUCCUGUUUCUAUGUGGCCUUUUUUAAAGGAAAGUUUGUGGGUCAUCCAGGGAAUUACAGUUAUAUGUUCGGAAAGUGGAGUGGCCUGAGAAAUGAAGAGUGUGCCCCUGGAGGUUGUCUGAUUGAGCUCACCACACAGCUGGUUAUCGUCAUGGCUGGAAAACAAAUGGUUGGGAAUGUCCAAGAGGCUCUGCUGCCACUUCUCAGAAACUGGUGGGGUAGCAGGAAAGGACGGAAUCAUCCGGAAUCUACAUACAGUCGAUGGGAGCAGGAUCAUGAUCUGCAGAACUUCAGCCAGUUUGGGCUCUUCUAUGAAUAUCUGGAGAUGGUGAUCCAGUUUGGUUUCAUAACACUUUUUGUGGCCUCUUUUCCAUUGGCCCCUCUUCUUGCUCUCUUUAACAACAUCCUGGAGGUCCGAGUAGAUGCUUGGAAGUUUACCACACAGUUUCAAAGGCCUGUGGCAGCAAAAGCACGCAACAUUGGAGCCUGGGAGGAAAUUCUUAACGUGGUGGCCAUCUUGUCAGUCGUCACAAAUGCCUUCAUUGUUGCUUUCACUUCGGAUAUGAUUCCUCGUCUGGUGUAUUUGUACACUCGACCAGGCCAGGCCUCUAUGCAAGGUUACAUUGCCAACAGCCUCUCCUUAUACAACAUCUCUCAGAUCCCUUUUGAUAAUCUGCCGGAGCACGGAGAAAACCCAUCCUGGUUUAACAGCUCUACUAUCACUACAUGCAGGUAUCGGGACUACAGACACCCACCCGGCCAUGAAAAGCAGUACACACACACAAUGCAGUUCUGGCACAUCUUGGCUGCUAAGCUAGCCUUCAUCAUUAUUAUGGAACACGUCGUUUUUGUGGUGAAGUUUUUCGUGGCGUGGUUGAUUCCAGAUGUUCCAUCAGAAGUGAAGGCCCGUAUAAAACGUGAACGCUAUCUGGUUCAGGAAUACUUGCACAACUACGAAGUGGAGAAACUCAAGAUGCAGCUCAGUCAGAGCUACAGCCUGUCCACAGAAACUGCCUCACUGCUGCCCUUGAGUCCCAAUAAACACAAGGUGCUGCCUGAACAUGUUUAAAUAGCACUACGCUCUCAGGACUACUCAAUAUACUCUACUAUGUAAAGCAUGGAGGAAUCAAACCCUCGAUACAAUUAUUGCUAAGAGGAAAGAUGCCUGCUUUUAACUGCCAGAACUACCCCCCCCCCAAAAAAAAAAAAAAAACUGCAGAGGUUUUGGGAGGAUGAUGCACUAAAUAGAUCCUCUUUCAUGGAAAGCUGUUGUCAGUUGCUAAUCAUCACAAUGAAGUAAUGCUUGAAUAUUGACCUGAAUAACUUCUGCAUCGAACCCUCAAGAAUGCAGCCUUCACCCAGUUGCUUUGGAGGCCUGUUGCUGUGAAGGCACCAUGUGAAUCUGAUAUUUUUAUUUAAAAUACAGUUAGACUAGUUUAUUAUUUUUAUUAUUAUUAUUUUGAAAACAAAAAGUGUUGUUUGUCCAGCUUUUUAAAAAUGUAAUCUGCAUGAUUUACCAUUUAAGUCUGACUGUGAAAGAAAUACAUGUAGGUUAAAUGUCAUCUUGAUUUUUUUUAUAUUUUCUGCUGUUUGUGCGUGCGUUUGUGUGUGCAAGAGAAUUUGUAAUUUUUGCAUUUGUGUGCGUGUGUGUGUGUGCGUGCGUACAUGUGCGUUUGUGUGUGCAAGAGAUUUGGUAAUAAGUCCUUGUUGUUCUAGAUGCUGUUGAGAAACACAAGCUGUAAUGUUUUCUUAUCAAUCUUCUGUACCAUCAUAUGUCAAAGUAUAUCGUUUGUACUUUCUUUGCUUCCUUAAAGUUCAGUAUAAUGACACAUUUCAGCAGUUUAUUGUGGGGUUUUCCUUGUUUGAAAAACGCUGUUGAUAUCUGAGUAACACUUGGUUCCAUUAUCUUGUAUUUGUAUAUUUAUUUUUCAGAUUAUUGAAAUAUCUAGCUUUUAUUAUUUUGUUUAUUUCUUGUAAGGUUUUGUGUUCAGUACAUGCAUAACUAAUACUGUACCUGUACAUUUUUACAGUUCUGUAUUAACAGUGUUUAUUGCUACAGAUUGAUUAAUCAGAAUGUAGCAAGAUUUAGCAGGUUAGCUUUAUAAUGACCUGCCAUAAUGUUUUCUGAUUCAAAUUCCGAGACUGAAGCUAUCAUCAUCAUAAUCUCUUCAGUUAGCUUCUUGUUCAUAAUGAAUCUGUUAAGAUUUUGCACAUGUUGUAUAUCUGUAUAAUCACAGAAGAUAGCUUUAAUCCUAACUAAAAGGACUUUAGUGUUUUCUCAUUACAUUGUUUCUCUGCCUAAAAACACUUAAAGGAAUAGUUCAGAUUUUUGUAGUCAGAUCUCUGUGCAUCAAUUACAUACAUUCUUUAAUAACCUUUAAUAAUCACCCUGAGAACUGCAUCGGAUCUGGUAGGAAUGCUUUGACAAAUUCUCAUAGUGAAGUAAGCGUUCAGGUGUUCCCUGUAAGCAUCAGUUUCUGUAACUUUAUAGUGUAUAGCAUUUGUGUGUAAUGAUAAAGGUUUUAAGAUGAAAACAACACCCUUGCUAAUUGAAUUGGUUAAAUUCUUACUUGACUGAACAUCUGUUUAGCACAUGCAUAAGAACAGAAAACUAACUCUUGGUAUCAUAGUUUACAAGCUUUUCCAUCCACCUUUUCUAAAUGAUGCAGAGAGACCUAGCUAAAAAAAAUCUGAACUAAUCUACCUUCAACAUUUCAGAUAUGUUUCAUCCAUAUGUUCAGGGACUACGGGUUUGAACACAAGCGUGUUAUUAUUGUCCCUAAAGAUGUGUUUAAGAUGAGUUUUUGUUUGUUUUCAUCUUUUUUUUAUAUAUGUAUAAUUUCCAUUGUCAACACAAAAUUAACAGUUUUUUUGCCAUACCUGUUGUUUUCCUUUCUCUCUGUGUGUUUAAUGGACAUGUUAGCCUGUUAAGUGAUUUGUGCUGUGAGUCUUUAAUAGAAUAUUUUAUGGAUAAUUCAAAGUACAGUUUACAGGGUUAUUAUGUAUUUAUAAACAUAUAGUCUGUUCAAAACAAAAUACAUAUAUGUGCCCAUUGUUAAUUGUGUUUCUCAGGCUGAAAAUAAAUGCCACAGGGACAUUAUCAAAAAUAGCUAAACAAUAUGCAGUUAAAGAUUUUCUGGUAUACACAUGGGACCAUGACAAUUAUCCCUUUGCCUUAAAAUGUAACAAUGCGCAUAUAUAUGUCUAUAUAUAUGUUUUCUUUUUUUUUGCCAUGUAGCAUACAAAUGUUGCAUGAAUAGUUCUGGGGAUUCAUGUAUAAUUAUUUAAGGAAUUGGUUUAUUUGCAUUCCCUCGAGGCGUAUGUGCCAAAAUAAAGAAUUUGAAUAAUG
Molecule: messenger RNA, 5241 nt
Organism: Paramisgurnus dabryanus
Lineage: Eukaryota; Metazoa; Chordata; Actinopteri; Cypriniformes; Cobitidae
Gene: ano5b
Product: anoctamin 5b
Biological process (GO): chloride transmembrane transport
Cellular component (GO): plasma membrane
Molecular function (GO): chloride channel activity; protein dimerization activity
Source: RefSeq, a predicted model, not a curated record